CCCCCCCCCCUGUUUUCAGCAGAAGCUUAAAGAUGAAGAAUGAACCUUGAAAGUUUCGCUUAACAUAUUUGUUCCACCAUUGACUGAACAUCUUCGGGGGAAUGGACUUUAACCGACCUCCAGGGUAAUGGCACGGUUUAGGCGUAAAUCAUGUUGUGCACUUAUCGCUUUAGCCUUGGUCGUGUUUAUAAUAACAGUUAUCUUAAAGUCUCUGAGCCCUGAGGAUAACAAUUUUGGCAGUCAGUUUACAUUAAGACUUAUUCCACCUCCAAGAGAAAUGGAAAAAGAUACCAAUGUUGUUGUAUCCGCUAAACCUGCGCAGAUGAUACAGGCAGAGAAACCCGAUAGCCUGGAGAACAAAAUGCAAGAUUUCCCUGAACCAAAUUACAAUGUGCAAGAUUUCCCUGAACCAAAUUACAAUGUGCACGCUUUCUACUAUGUAUGGUAUGGGAACCCUCAGUUUGAUGGAAAGUAUGUUCACUGGGAUCAUCAACUCUUACCACACUGGGACCCCAAAGUGGCCUCAGGUUAUCCCACAGGACAACACCAGCCUCCAAAUGACAUCGGGGCAAAUUUCUACCCUGCACUGGGUCCAUACAGCUCCAGAGACCCAUCAGUUUUAGAGGAACACAUGCGACAGCUCCGAACAGCUGCUGUUGGUGUUCUAGCGGUUUCGUGGUAUCCACGUAGUAUGAACGACGACAAUGGUGAAGAAAUUGAUACCUUGCUGCCUUUGAUUCUGGAUGCAGCUGACAAAUAUCAGUUGAAGGUUGUUUUUCACAUUGAACCAUAUAAAGGACGAGAUGAUGCUAAUAUGCGUGAAAAUAUUAAAUAUAUUGUGGAGAGGUAUGGAAACCAUCCUGCUUUUUAUAGAUACAAAACAAGCACUGGCAAAUUUCUUCCACUGUAUUAUAUAUAUGACUCCUACUUACAAACUCCAGAUGUUUGGGCAGAACUGCUUAAGCCGAAUGGCAUAUCGACCAUUAGGGACACACCGUUUGAUGGCAUCUUCAUUGCUCUUCUUGUGGAAGAAAAGCAUAAGAAGGACAUACAGACUGCUGGAUUUGAUGGACUCUACACGUAUUUUGCAACCAAUGGCUUUACGUAUGGUUCCUCACAUCACAACUGGAGAUCCAUCAAAACCUUCUGUGAUUAUAAUGACUUGGUAUUCAUUCCAAGUAUAGGGCCAGGUUAUAUCGACACCAGCAUAAGGCCUUGGAACUCCCAGAAUACAAGGAACCGCAUUAAUGGGAAGUAUUAUGAGAACGCUUUUAAUGCGGCUGUGGAGGCAAGGCCACAGAUGAUCUCUAUAACUUCUUUCAAUGAAUGGCAUGAAGGAACUCAAAUUGAAAAGGCCAUCCCCAAGACAUGGGGUAAAACUGUAUAUCUUGACUACCUUCCUCAUAAACCUACAGUUUAUUUAGAGUUAACACAAAAAUGGGCAAAAAAAUUCAGCGAGGAGCAGAAAAAAUGGCUGGAGUAAAGAGAAGUUAUUUACUUCAU
Messenger RNA from Rhinichthys klamathensis goyatoka, 1503 nucleotides. It is a transcript of the gene manea, whose product is annotated as mannosidase, endo-alpha. The transcript is spliced from 4 exons. The record is from RefSeq and is a predicted model, not a curated record. Lineage: Eukaryota; Metazoa; Chordata; Actinopteri; Cypriniformes; Leuciscidae. Bases 128 to 1483 code for a protein of 451 amino acids. Gene Ontology annotation, molecular function: alpha-mannosidase activity. Gene Ontology annotation, cellular component: Golgi apparatus.